Molecule: messenger RNA, 6369 nt
Organism: Spodoptera exigua (beet armyworm)
Lineage: Eukaryota; Metazoa; Arthropoda; Insecta; Lepidoptera; Noctuidae
Source: the annotation of a GenBank genome assembly
CAUUUAGUUUAUUUUGUUGUGGACUCGAUGCUUGACCGCACUAUUUUAUUAAUUAAAACUGCGGUUAUAAGCGAAAUUUGCCUUCAAAUGCAAUGAUAUUCACUUCCUAGUAGACACUUAACUAAAUAUAUAUAUAUAUAUAUGUGUUAGUUUGAAUAAUGGACAGAGGAAAGAUGCCUUCAGCGGGUCGAGGAGCUAAGAGCAAGGCUCCGCAGCACCCACAAGAUAUCUUCGCGUUGGGCAGUAAGUCCACCGUGGUGGUCUCCAGGGACCCUGAGAAGAGGAAUAUCCAUAAACCUUCUACCAGUGGUGUAGAACGCAAAAGAGAACCAUCAGGGUUUGGAAGCCAGCCGCCCAGCAAGCGGGCGAGGAUCGGCUCACCUGCCGAGGCAGUUGGAGGCACAUCUCUUGAAGUAGACCCGGUGGACCUGGUGCCUAAUGUUUUACAGGCUUUGGAUACACACAACUCUGACAAACUGUUAGGCCUGCUAACAGGCUCAAUACGUCUCCUCAAAUCCCAGCGCUCCAAACCAGACCCAAUACUAUGUAUGGGUCUUCUGUACCUAACUAAGAUCAGGCCGAAUAUGUUUGCGCAUGAGACGGUCACACAAAGUCUCUGUACGUUACUGAAGAGGGAACAGGGAGCUGCAUUCAAGAACAAGGGGAACCCACUUGUUUAUAUACUGGCGUGUAACAUGCUGUAUGCUGGACACAGGGAGAGCAAUAACUGGCCUGAUAUAUUUAUUAAGGUUUACAUAGAGGAUGCUCUGAAUGAGCGUUGCUGGGUGGAGUGUUCCUGGUGCAAAUGCUUCGUGGAGAAUGUGGUCACUGCGUUCAGCACAAAGCAGCCACCGUCACACCUCAUACCCACUGAUAACACCUUGGGUACCAUGUCUCCGUCAGGGUCCGGCUCCCCUCUAAUGGGCAGCACAGAGGAAGACCCGGACAACAUGGAGCUGGAAUACUCGGUGUAUCCAAGGUAUUCUAGUAGCUAUGAAGCGGUGGAGACACUAGUCCUGGAAGCCAUCAAGGAACAGAUCCAGCGACGGUCAGCAGCCCCCGACGCCAUCGGGAAGGGCUUCCUCAAGCUGCUGUCUGCCACGUGCGGCUUCCCCGAGAUCCGGAUGAUAUCAGCGUCUCGUCUCGAAGCGUGGCUGCAUUCCGGCAAGUUGUGGCGAUGUGCGCAAGAGUUGUUGGCGUACGUGUGUUGUAACUGCGACGCCUGCGGGCCCACGGCGGCCCGCGACCACGAGGUGCUGGCCCAGCUGGCCCGCAUGAGGCUCAAGACCAAACCACUGCAGGCGGCGUACCAGGCUUGUCUUAGAGAGAUGGUAUCGGACAGCCCGCCCCUGCUGCGCAGCGUGGUGACCCACACGAUCUACAACGAGCUGUCCAACGUGCGCUCGCCCAACAACAUGGCGGUGCUGGCCGCGCUCAUACAGGCGCAGCCCCAGCAGGUGCCCGCCGCCAUGGCAGACACUUACCAAGAGCUAGUUCUCCGUCCAGAAGACUACCUGCGCCCGCUGCGAGCGUUGACGCGCGAGGUGGUGCGGGCGGCGCGCGCUGACGCGGCCGCCUUACUGCCGCUCGCGCGAGCGCUGGCCCAGCCCCCGCCACACGAACCCCCGAACGAGGUCCGAGAGCGCGCGUUCUCGUCCCUGGCGGACCUGUUCUGCUGCUGCUGCCUGGUGACGGCGUCCCACAGCAAGCACCUGCCGGAGUACCGCCAGCAGAUCUGCGUCAUCCAGGCCUCCGCGCUCGGCUGGUUGCUGGACACCGCCAUGCCGCUCUACCGGCCCAGCAGACAUGAUUACCAACUGGCUCUUAAUAAGGAUUCUCCUAUCCUUGACGACUACAGCCUGAUUAUGGAUUCUGCUCCUGCUACCCAUGACGACACUGGUGAUAAAUUGGAUUUAGUAUUAGACGCUUUGGCUUACGAACCCGGCAUUCAGUCUGGACUUAGUAUCGACAAUGUUGAUUUGUUGAUGUUCGUGGAGCCAGCGGAGACGUACAGCAAGGUGGACAACUGGCCCCCGGAGUCUGAGCGUGCCGCCACCUACCGGCUGUGCUGCGAAGCUCCCCUCCCCCAGAACACGCUGCUCCGCGUCAUCUUCAUCGGCCUCUCCAAGGACAUCCCGGUGUCCCCGGCAGAAGUGUUCGAGCUGGUGGAACAGUUGGUGCGGCGCGCCUGCGCCCUGCCCGCCGAGGAGAACCCCCUGCAGGUGGACAAGCUGGAGGUCGCUGACUAUAUCUUCCAGUUGUGUCAGUUCAAUCCUCCUGAUAAUAUCACAUUGCCGGCUGGCUACACCCCCCCAGCGCUGGCCAUCACGUCGCUGUACUGGCGCGGCUGGAUCCUGCUGACGAUGCUGGCUGCCCACAACCCGCAGCAGUUCGCAGAGCGCGCCGCCGCCAUGUACCCCACGCUCAGGGCGCUCAUCGAGAUGUGUAUCACCAAUAAGCCGAGCAUAGAAUGGAGUAGCAGUAGCACUGCGGAGGCGGAACGCGCGGAGUCUGAGCGCGCCGCCAUACUGCAGCUGGAGAGCCACUUGGCCGCUGCCAGCAACGCCAAGCUGCCCGUCAACGAGCACAACUCCAGGCUGCUCAGCCAGCUGACGACCUUGGAACCUCUGGGACCUGCCAGGAAGCCUCCCCAAGCGAUCAUAGAGACGCUCCAAGCGAUGAGCUCUCAAAUGCGCCUGGGCAAGUUGCUGUGCCGGCAGCCUGCCUUACUGCUGGACCUGGUGGAGAGACACGGCACCAGGAGAGCCAUGCCCUGGCUGCAUCAACUUCUUAGGCACGACCAGCUCGAACUUAGCGUACUGCCAGUGCAGUGCCUAUGCGAGUUCCUGUCGGCGGGCGGGGCUGGGGGCGCGGGGGGCGAGGUGGGCAAGGCGGGCGAGCUGUGUGCCCACCUGCGGCGCACCGUGGCCGACUCGGAGGAGGGCGCGCGCGCCGUGCUGCACUACUACAUGGCCAGGCUGGCGCACACGCACGCACCCACGCGCGCCUCCGCCAACCGGGGUUUGAAGCUAGUGCUGCAAUCUUCAGACGAUGCGUCUGAAACUGAUUACAACGCUGACGUUAGUCCCGAAGAGUGGCUGGAGCUGGUGUGGCGUCUGCAGCACUGGGAGGCGGUGCGCGAGGACGUGGUGGCGCGCGUGCGGGCCGCCUGCGCCGUGGCCUGCGUGCCGCGCCACCUGGCCGCCUACCUCGCCUUCCUGCAGCACUACGUCGCAUGCACGCCCGCGCACGACCACACCGACCUCGUGCUCGACCUGAGCCAGGUGAUAAUGGAACGAGCGCAGGUGAUGAGCAACGUACUGGGCACGGGGGAGCGCUCCGAGCACGACGUGCACGACGCGCACGAACCACAAGUGCAAGAACUACAGCGUGCACAGCAUCGUGCACUAUACUCCAUCACCAAGAUACUCUAUGACUAUCUGCAGAAGGUCCGCAGCGGCGCGUCGUGCGAGGCGGGCGCGGGGUCAGCGUGGGCCUUCAGCGAGCGCGUGUCCGUCCAGUGGCCCAGCGGACGCACGGCGCGGAUGCACCUCAUGCUGGCACACGCAUACGUCAAGCUGCUCUGCAUCGGACCUUCCAUGUACGACACAAACCAGGAAAUGUACUCUUGGCUGAUGUCGGUAUGGGUGGGCAGCGAGGCCCCCGUGGCGUACACGGCGGCGGGGGCGGAGGCCUGCCUGCUGCCCGACUGGCUGCGACUGCACAUGGUGCGCUCCGCCCGGCCUCCGCUGCUGGAGGCUGGCAUGAGGGCCUUGCCUGCGCCCAAGCUGGCACUCUUCAUACAAACCUUCGGCAUGCCCGUGCCUGCUAUGAGUGCGCUGCUGAGCGCGCUGGACGCGUGCCCGAUGGGCGCGCUGUCCCGGCUGGGCGUGGAGCGCGCGUACAUGGCGCAGCUGCUGGGCGUGCAGCGCGCGCGCGGCGCCACCGGCGGACACGCCUUCGCCGCCACGCUGCGACUCACGCCGCUCGCCUACCCGCCCGACGACAUGCUAUUCGUAAAAGAGGAACUACCAAUGGAGGCGGAAGACGAAUGGGGCGGGGGCCCGAUGUCGAGCGCGGUGGUGGUGUGGCUGCGGGGGCUGGCGGGCAGCGCGGCGGGGGCGCCGGCCCUCGUGCGCCGCCCGGGCCACGCCGCGCCCUUGCUGCGGGCCCUGCUGCCGCAUCGCACGCCCGCCGUCAUGCAGGUGGCGGACACGCUGCUGGCGCAGUGCAAGCUGCUGGCGGGCCCCGUGGUGGCCGUGCUGCGCGCCAUGAUGCACAGCGGCGCGCUCGCGCCCGACCUCGACCUACAUCUGCCGCAACACGCCAACAAGCAACAGCUCAUCGCAGCUCUGGAAGCGGCGACGCCAAGCACGCUGGAAGCUCUGGGCAACCGCAUCAUAUCGAGCCAGGACCCUCGCGUUAUCGUGGACGUCAUCACACACAUACUCGAGAAGAAUCAGGAUGGACACUAUGAAUCCAAGAUAAAGCACGAGGACGGCAGUAUGGGUCCGGCGCACGUGUUCUCCCGCGGGGGGCUCGGCUGCGGCCUGCUGCUGGACUGGAUGUCCGAGCUGCAGAGGGAGGCACUCGGGCCCAGCGACCAGCGACAGCGACAGAUGCAACUAAUGUUCCGGUCGGGCUGCGCCCCCUGGCGGCCACUGCUGGUGACUCUAUUGGCACACCGCGCCUCCUGGAGGACCCUGCAUUACUGCCUCACCACGCUGCUAGAGCCUGAAGGUGAUUGGUCUCCGACUGCGGUGCUGGACUUUGCUGAGACGUUAGUGGAGAGUCCCCGCGUGUGGCAGGGCCGGGACAAGACCACGCCCAAACACUACGUGCCCGACGAUACGCUGCGACUCAACCACCGACAGCUGGGCGAGAUGGUGCGGCUGGUGGCGGCGGAGGCGCGGCAGACGGAGGCCGAGCGAGGGCCCGACGCGGCGCGGCGCCGGGCCGACGCCCGCCUGGCGCUGCUGCUGCGCGCCGCCCCCGCGCCCCCGCUGCUGCUGGCGCUGGCGGCCGCCGCGCGGGACCAACAUCCGCUACUGCUGCUACUGCUCUACAUGAAGGUCCCGAAGAUCCUGCCGCUGCUGCUGCAGUCGGAAGGGCGCAGCCGACCGCUGUCGCUGCUGGCGACGAGCCCCGAGCUGCGCAGCGCGGCCGCCAGCUCCACCAGCGCCACCGACAAGGUGUCGCACGCCCUGCUCACCGCCAUCGCCGCGCCACAUCUACAUACCAAGGAGUACUCGCAGAAACUGUGGCGCAUGGAGGCUGAGGUACGAGGAAUGUGGGCGCGAGUAGGCGGCGCGGGGUCUCGCGCUCUAGGGCUGGCCGCAGCCCUGCUGCGGGGCGCGGGCCCCCACCUGCGGCACCACUCGCACAUCCUGGCGGCGCUGGAGGUGCUGCCGGAGCAGGAGCUGUUCGCGGCCAGCAACGCGGCGGACGUGCACAGCAUCCUGGAGUGCUUCCUGGCGCUGGCGCGCGCGCAGCCCGCCGCCAGCCCGCUGCUGCACCGCGUGGCUGCCUUGCUGCGCCGGUACCUCGCCUGCAGGCCCGCGCCCGCCGCCGCGCUGCUGCACCAGCAUAGGGACACCAUCGCCAACACGCCGGCAUUAGCGUCCCUGCAGGCGGCGGACGUGAGCGCCCCUGCGUCGGCGGCGCCGCCCCCACUGGCCCUGCAGGCGCUGCAGCGACGGUACGACACGCCCGACAACCUGCACUGGCUGCUGCAGGAGAUCGAGGCGUGGGGCUCCCGGCGCGGCGGUGCGUGGGGGGGCGCGGGGUGGGCGGCGCAGGUGUUGCGCUGCGCGGCGCCGCACGCGGCCGCUGCGCACGCGCCGCUGCGCAACACUGCGCUGGCGCUGCUCGCCAAGCUACUGCCCGCCGUCACCGACACCACGCCCGGUCUGCAAGCUGUACUGGAAUGCUUAGACUCUCACCAGCCUGAAGUGACCCAGUCACUGCUGGACAAGCUGCCAGAGCUGUUAGUGGGCAUGCAGGAGCAUGCUGCUAAGAUCCUGAUGCGAGUGUUCGAGUUAGGGCUCAAGUCGCGGCACCCCGUGGAGCCCUGCAUCGCUAAGUGUGUCACCACCAUUAACUUGCAUCGAGGAUGCUAAUUUGGAGGAUUAAUACGACCAGAGACAAGAGGAAAAUCUUUCCAAGGAGCAAAAAAUAUAUACUAAGGAAUGAAAGAGAAAGAAACUGAUAGUUUCUUUGUGUGAGCGAGAGAUAAGUAUAAUUGUUCUGAUGCAAAAUCCGAGCAGUUAACUAGCCUUGUACAUGUGAUCAGCAUGACAAAUAUAAAAUGAAUGUCUUAGUUAGAGGUUUGAAUAUGACCGAGUUUGUAAAAACGAUGAAGAUAAAAAA